Lobosporangium transversale is the source of this 909-nucleotide messenger RNA. RefSeq lists its product as hypothetical. The transcript is spliced from 3 exons. The record is from RefSeq and is a predicted model, not a curated record. Lineage: Eukaryota; Fungi; Mortierellomycota; Mortierellomycetes; Mortierellales; Mortierellaceae. The coding region runs from base 1 to 909 and encodes 302 amino acids.
AUGUCUGUUUGUCAAUCAUUCAAGCAAGAUCACUCUUACAAGACUCAGUUAGAGAUGAUUGAUGAUGAGAGCGACACUGAUUUGGAGAGUGCUUCAAGCGAUAGCGACAUGUCCAGCAUAGAAUAUACUAAAUUCUCCAUUGACCUUCCACCUGUCACGUACAUGGCGAAUGUGAUUGCUAAUCAAUUGAUAAAGACCGGGGAUAGCUUAUAUGGAAGGCGUGAGGAUGCCAAUUGUGUCCUGAAUGUAGGCAGUAUGAGGUUCCAUGUUCAUGUACAGAUGCUUGCUUCUCGUUCUUCAGCGUUCCGACACAUCUUCGAUGAUAUGAUCGCGAACAACGCCUGGGGCCCGCUCUCGAACCUUGCUGUUAAUGCAUCAGCCGAUGAAGUCUUUAAUCGACAGGCUUCUACACUUGCCGACAUCCAUGAUGUUGAUGGAUGUGAAAGCAGUCGGAUGAAUUUCUAUCCGGAGCAGCAGCAUCCUCCAAAAGACAUUGAUCAAGGCAUAAAUCAGCGAACAAUCAAUAAUGUUCAGCCGACAUCAUUGAUGAGUGUGCAGGGCUCUGAUCCUGGGUCUGGUUCUGCUUCUGAUGAACCAAAUGAUGAGGAAGAACCAGGCCAGGAUACUGACGGUAAUGACUCGGACGAUGAUCUACCAGAGUUAACUAUCUCAUUGAUGGAUCCUGAAGAAAGUCGGUUUGAGGAGUUAUUGUAUUGGAUUUAUACUGAAGACAAUGAGCGGUGGCUCCGUUCGUUCACCCCUGGGAAUUACAGGGCAAUCCUUCAAAACAUUCGAUAUCUUAAUCUUCAAUCUCUGCCAGUACUGAAGUUGUGUUUGACAUUUGAACAGAGUACAGAUCCAGCUCUUGGGUUGCAUGGUCUAGCCAUGAGUACUCUCAUGAUACAAUAA